Microcebus murinus (gray mouse lemur) is the source of this 1198-nucleotide messenger RNA. RefSeq names its product twist family bHLH transcription factor 2 (gene TWIST2). Lineage: Eukaryota; Metazoa; Chordata; Mammalia; Primates; Cheirogaleidae. Gene Ontology annotation, molecular function: RNA polymerase II transcription regulatory region sequence-specific DNA binding; protein dimerization activity; DNA-binding transcription factor activity, RNA polymerase II-specific. The record is from RefSeq and is a predicted model, not a curated record. Gene Ontology annotation, biological process: regulation of transcription by RNA polymerase II; developmental process.
GUUUCCAAAAAAGUUAGAAUAACUUCCUCUCCCGGAGACCUCGGUUUUGCACAAGCCGGCCUUGAAAUCAGAGCCUUUCAAGCAGCCCCGGGCGCGUGUGCUCGGCGACCGCGGGCUCGGCCAGCGCCGCGCUCGGCGCCCCGGCGCCCCGGCCCCACGCGCGCCGGGCGGGCGGGCGCCAUGGAGGAGGGCUCCAGCUCGCCCGUGUCCCCCGUGGACAGCCUGGGCACCAGCGAGGAGGAGCUCGAGCGGCAGCCCAAGCGCUUCGGCCGGAAGCGGCGCUACAGCAAGAAGUCGAGCGAAGAUGGCAGCCCGACCCCGGGCAAGCGCGGCAAGAAGGGCAGCCCCAGCGCGCAGUCCUUCGAGGAGCUGCAGAGCCAGCGCAUCCUGGCCAACGUGCGCGAGCGCCAGCGCACGCAGUCGCUCAACGAGGCCUUCGCCGCGCUGCGCAAGAUCAUCCCCACGCUGCCCUCGGACAAGCUCAGCAAGAUCCAGACGCUCAAGCUGGCCGCCAGGUACAUUGACUUCCUCUACCAGGUCCUGCAGAGCGACGAGAUGGACAGUAAGAUGACCAGCUGCAGCUACGUGGCCCACGAGCGCCUCAGCUACGCCUUCUCCGUGUGGCGCAUGGAAGGCGCGUGGUCCAUGUCCGCCUCCCACUAGCGCCGCGCCGCCCUCCGGACCUGCGCGCCAGGAGCCGGAUCGCAUCUAUUCCGGAAGCUGAUGGAACACUCAAGCCAUUUGCAUAUGAGUCAGUAGGAUUCUCGCCAACAUACUGUUUUGUAACAUUAUUUUGGACUUCGAAAAUGAUUCUAUGAAACAAUGAAGAUAAAUAGACCUAAGGCUAUAUGGGUAAGCGGAAGAUACAAGUAUCUUUAUUUGUAGAUAAUACAGUUGCCUGUGAGGAACUUACACCCCCGCCCCAUCACCGAAAAGGAAACUGUUUCAAAAUCAUCAGAACUCAUGAGACAGUUCAGAACAGAGGAGGCUGAUUACUAAGUGAAGAUAAUUUUUUAAAGACAUUCUCACACACACUAGCAAUAACCGAUUAUAUCGUACGAAACGAGAAGACGCCGCUCACAAACACAGAAUGUACGUGCGACCUGGUAUCUGCGUGGUGAGACACGUGGAGGACUUUUCUGAGGAGGAAUCUCCACCUGGGAAAUCCACUAGAGUAUCUUUUUGAAAGAGGAGCUCU